Molecule: messenger RNA, 1302 nt
Organism: Caenorhabditis remanei
Lineage: Eukaryota; Metazoa; Nematoda; Chromadorea; Rhabditida; Rhabditidae
Exons: 9
Coding region: 1-1302 (433 amino acids)
Biological process (GO): protein phosphorylation
Molecular function (GO): protein serine/threonine kinase activity; ATP binding
Source: RefSeq, a predicted model, not a curated record
AUGGGAAACGUGGCAACAAGAAAACGUCCCGGAUGUCAUCAUGAUGUUAGAAAUGAAGAAAAUGAGGAAGAAGAUGGGCCAGCAAGGAAAAAGUUGAGAAUUGGAGAAACUCAUACUGAGAAUGAGUAUCAGAAGCUCGCCUUCAAAUCUCGUCUCCAAAAACUCAAAAAGUGUCGUCCCCAUCUGAAAAGAAGAACGUAUAAAGUUGAAGAAGCUGAUCCACGUCCUCCAUUGCCCAGAUUCAUCGUGGAUGACUAUGACAAUUAUGAGAAACCUGAACCAACUCGGAAGGAGUUUGCGAUUCCCUGGUUUGAACAUCUUUUUCUCCCGGAAUUUCCAACAAGAAGCGUCAUAAACGAGAAAAGUUUUAUUCUGGAACGACAAUUGGGUCGUGGAUCGUUUGGAGUUGUUUAUUGUGCGAGUGCAAUCCAUGAUUCUGAAAGAAAGUUUGCAAUUAAAAUGCAAGAAAAGAGAGAGAUUAUAUCGAAAAGAGCGGUGUUACAAGUGAAGAGAGAAGCUAGCAUUCAACGUCUUCUACCGUCACAUCCAUUUAUUGCAAGAACAUAUUCCACGUGGCAGACACGGACACAUCUUUAUUCUCUACUACAGUAUCCCACUGGUUCCACUGGAGAUUUAUUUUCGGUUUGGAGGCAACGCGGAUCUUUAUCGGAAGCAGCUAUACGACUCAUUGGUGCUGAAUUAGCAUCAGCUAUAGAUUUUCUCCAUCGAAAUGACGUCAUUUAUCGCGAUGUGAAACUAGAAAAUGUUGUUUUGGAUCAGUGGGGACAUGCACUAUUGAUUGAUUUUGGAUUGGCAAAGAAGUUGAAACAAGGAUGUAAUACGGGGACAAUAUGUGGGACCUUACAGUAUAUGUCACCUGACGUGGCAUCUGGACACACGUAUUCACAUUAUGUUGAUUGGUGGUCCUUGGGUGUUCUUCUACAUAUACUUUUGACUGGAAUUUAUCCAUAUCCGAAUUCCGAGGCAACUCAUCACGCUAACUUAAAAUUCAUUGACUACAGUACUCCAAUUGGAUGUUCAAGAGAAUUCGCUAAUUUAAUGGAUAGAAUGUUGGCAGUUUCCAUAACUCAUCGUUUGUGUUCAUUCACUGUUCUCCAUGCUCAUCCAUUUUUCCGUCCAAUCAACUUUUCAAAACUAGAACAAAAAGAUUAUACGCCUGCUUCUGAAAUUGGAAAUGCCGAAUAUGAUACAUAUCAACAAAACGAUGAAACACUAGAUGAUACAAUGUAUAAAGAGAACUAUGAUUUUGAUCGUUUUGACUACUUCAAUGAUCGAUUCUAA